Marchantia polymorpha subsp. ruderalis is the source of this 2705-nucleotide messenger RNA. NCBI's taxonomy places the organism in Eukaryota, Viridiplantae, Streptophyta, Marchantiopsida, Marchantiales, Marchantiaceae. The record is from the annotation of a GenBank genome assembly.
GAACGGGGUUCGUCCGGAGACCUUCUUCGUCUUCGAUCGCUGGGAGCUUGGGGUGUCCAUUUUUGGGUCCUCCGAUGCCGCCGAUGAUCGACCGGGGAUGGGAUCGGAGCAUGCGAGUGGGUGAUCUACUGUACCGGAUGAGAUGUGUUGACGCUGCGGCGCGCGAUUUACGUCGGGGAUUGACGGGCAUGCGGUAAUCGAUCUGGGCAUGCAUGGGAACGUUAAAGAGUGGAGAGAUCGUUCGGGCUUGAAGGUGUGGAUCGAGGUCGAGUCGAUUGUGCGCUCGGUCCUUGUUGCUGACGAGUCGGUAUUACUGCCGAUCCUGCCCAUUUGCGGGAAGAAUGGCGUCGACUAUUUCGCGGCGAUGUGCAGCCCUCGGCGUGUCGCGGCUGUAUCAGAGAAGUGCACGAUCGGCGGUAGCGUCAUUUGUCGAGCACCAAAAUUUUUCUUCACAGUCUGAACGUGCCCCGAUUGAUGGGAAAGAUUAUCUGAUGGGGAGUGAGCGGAACACUAUGCGAGCAGCUGUGCUCUGGGAGCCCAAAAAGCCCAUGACCAUCGAGGAUCUCAAAAUGCCUCGUCCACAAACUGGUGAAGUUUUGAUCAGAACCAAAGCUUGCGGAGUCUGCCACUCUGAUCUGCAUGUUAUCAAAGCGGACCAACCCUACCCUUCUCCUGUUGUGCUCGGACAUGAAAUAACAGGAGAAGUUGUGGAGCAUGGUCCACAUACUGACGAGGCAACGAGAAAAAGGCUUCCUCUCGGAGGACGAGUCGUGGGGGCCUUUAUUAUGCCUUGUGGAGGCUGCUUCUUCUGUGUGAAGGGUGAAGAAGAUCUAUGUGAGACUUUCUUCAAGUAUAAUCGAGGAAUGGGUGGGUUAUACGACGGUACCACACGUCUCUAUCAAGCGAGCACAGGAAAACCUAUUUUCAUGUACAGUAUGGGCGGCCUUGCAGAGUACUGUGUUGUACCCGCUCAUGCUGUGGCUCCACUUGCUCCCACACUCCCGUACAAUGAGUCAGCUAUAAUUGGGUGCGCCGUUUUCACCGCUUACGGUGCUAUGAAGAAUGCAGCUGACAUGCGUGCAGGUGAAACAGUGGCUGUUAUUGGAACCGGUGGUGUUGGAUCCAGUUGCUUGCAGGUAGCACGAGCAUUUGGAGGGCGUCAGGUUAUUGCAGUUGACGUGAACGAGAAGAAACUAGAAAACGCAACAAAAAUGGGAGCUACACACACUGUAAAUGCCAGCAGUGAGAGUGUAGUUGACCGGAUACGGGAAAUCACUGGUGGCCGAGGGGUUGACAUAGCUAUCGAAGCGUUGGGAAAUCCAAAAACUUUCAUACAAGCGACUCAGGCAGUACGGGACGGAGGCAGGGCAGUCAUGGUUGGACUUGCUCCAGCUGGUGUUACAGCUGGAGUUGAUAUUUCGAAAUUAGUCAGGCGGAAGGUCAAAAUAAUAGGAUCUUAUGGAGGAAGAGCACGACAAGAUUUACCAACAAUAAUAACUCUGGCCGAGAUGGGCUUCUUGAAGAUUGAAUCAGCCGUGACAAAGAUCUGUUCUCUGGAAGAAGCUGAUGCAACUUACGCCGCAAUGGACAAAGGAGAAAUUACCGGAAGAGCAGUUGUUGAUAUCAAUCCAAGCAUAGUACACGCCUGAUUUGUUUAGAUUAUUGAAAUCCCCUGCGUGCCUUGCUGCUUUGUCCUUGUUCAAUUUUCAGUCCAACCUCUUCCACAAACAGCUUUCGAGCUAUUUUCUCUGCUUCCUUAGUAACGUCUUCUAUGUCCGAAAAUUUCUUCACAUUAGGCUGUCCGUCUUCAUCCGUGCAGUUUGGAACAAAGCUGGCAAAACCUUCAACAAAACCUGGUCGCACUAAGUAGAGAGUGUUGAACAACUCUUCGAAAUUGUUUUGAAACAAAGUCCCGGACAGAAGAAUUCGAACGUUGGUCUUUACGCUCAUUAAUGAUUUACGAAUCCUCGUACCCUUGUUCCUUGGAAAAUGGCCCUCAUCCAGUAUAAGAAGACUUGGCUUUUCCAACAGGGUCUUACGAACCGCCUCACCCUCUGGAGAGAGAUGAUCCCGAUUUUCAUCAGUCAAGCAUGCGAAAAGGUUAUAACUAACGAUAAUCACACUCCUGUUUUUGCUCCACUCGUAGAGCAUGGCAAGUCUGAAAGUAUCGAGAAGCCUUUUUGAACUCAGGUGGAGAUUUUUGCUGUUGAUGACGCCAGCGUCUUCGUGCAUUUGUAGCAGUCUCUUGCCAGAUUCUCUCGCAGUGUUCAAAAUAUACACAGAGAUGUCGGACUUCCAUCGCUCGAAUUCCUUCUCCCAUUGACGCAACAUUAUUUUCGGUGCCACAAUCAACGGUCUGCACGUUGGGAAGUUAUUGAUAUAACUCUGUAAGAAGGCAAUGACCAAAAAGGUUUUGCCUGUGCCAGGAGCAUGAGACAAUAUGCAACCUGUGUUUCUGUCCUCCCUCAUGGUUCGAUUAUUUCCUUCUCCAAUCGCAAGAUUCCUCCAUAAGAACGCAAAGCCGUCCUUCUGGUGAGGAUGCAUGGAAUUCUGAAUACGUGGCGGAAGUUUACAUGAACUCAUCCAAGUCACAUCCUUUUCAGCCUGGAGCUUUUGAUAUUCUGCUGUCUCCUGGAAGUGAUCUGGAGACUUCGUUCCAGCAUCCCAGUCACUCGCCUCUCCACAGUGACGGGGUUGCCUAAUAC